This is a messenger RNA of Bemisia tabaci, 4445 nucleotides long. RefSeq names its product Inverted repeat binding protein 18 kDa (gene Irbp18). The record is from RefSeq and is a predicted model, not a curated record. NCBI's taxonomy places the organism in Eukaryota, Metazoa, Arthropoda, Insecta, Hemiptera, Aleyrodidae. Gene Ontology annotation, biological process: regulation of transcription by RNA polymerase II; DNA-templated transcription. Gene Ontology annotation, molecular function: RNA polymerase II cis-regulatory region sequence-specific DNA binding; DNA-binding transcription factor activity, RNA polymerase II-specific.
GCCGCCAGCGAAACGAAACGCCAUAUUGCGUCAUUUUCAUUGAAAUGUGUCUUGCCAUUUCAGAAUUGUCAAGUGUUUCAGUGUUACUAUAGCGGCUUUUUAUUCCUCCGAGUGUUUUCUUCGCCUUGGGAUCAUUUAUCUUCACUUAUUAUCAUCUGAACUUUGAGACAUCAUGUCUCCAAGGAACAAAGAGGGCUCCGGGAGCCGGUGUGCCACCAAACGCAAGUCCGUUGAUCAGGAUCCCCAUCCUGCAGAUCUCGAGAGCAGUGAAGAUGAGUACCGAAAGAAAAGAGAUAGAAAUAAUCAGGCUGUGAAGAAAAGUCGUGUAAAGAGUCGUUUGCGGACUCAAGAAACAUUACAGCGGGUGCAAGAGUUGAAAAGUGAAAACGACAUGCUGGAAGAAAAAAUCAAGCUACUUAGUAAGGAGCUAGGAUUCUUGAAAGAUCUUUUCCUAGCACAUGCAGGUGCUGCCCAUGGUAUUAAUCUUCAAGAAGUUGAUUUAGAUGCUUUAUUACAAGACAACACUAGCACUCUCCUACAAAUUUUUGACAAACCCACCUCAUCGACGAAGGAUAACAGGUGCUCCUGAAAUUCCAACAAAAUUAGGUCUGAAAAUGUUUCAGCCAAUGUUUCAAAAUCAGAAACUAAAUCAAGAAUCAAGUGAAUGUAGGCUAAGUGAAGUGUAACUCGUGUAUUUAUCCAUCUUGUGUCAAUGUUAGUCGUUUCAGUGCACUUCUUAUGGAUCUCUUAGAAUGUGUACCACUUAGGCCGAUCAAUUGUGCAGUAUGUGCAACUCCUUAAUGCCAAGUGAAUCUAUAAAUUUGGAACAGGAAGUUACACAUUAAUCGCCUCGGAUUUUCUAGUUUAGUAUGAAUUGGUAGAUCUCCUUUUGUAUUUCUUUUGAUGGGCCUUCGAACUUAAUCUGCUGCAUCAGCCUUUUUUCCCCCCUCUUAAAAUUCCUCUCUCCAGGCAUCCUUGUGAUUGACCAUUAAAGAGGAAAGCUGAAAAUAAUGCAGGGAGAGCUACAUUAAAUAUGUAGCAGGUUCCAAGUAUAUUUAUUUUUGAUGGAACUGUUGCUGACAGCCAAACCUCAGUAAUUUUUUUUCUUUUGUAUAAUACAUCAAUAGCACUAGUAGCACUGUGUAGACCGAAGUCCAAAGUGUGGUGUCCACCAAGAAAAAUAAGCAGAUGUUCAAAUAGAUGCAAUUAGUCUGCAAUGCGUAAGAACAUUGAUUUUAAGAUCGUGCUGCCAAAAGUUUCUGUAUUCAUACGGUAGAAACAUUGCAGAUUGAAAAAUUCUAAUCUAAGACCAAUCCACGUAGGUCAGUCAUUCCCAUAGAAAAGUUUUGAGAUCCCUCUGUGCAUUGACGUUGGGAAAUUUAAAUGCAAUGCAUGAGAUGUGUGGGAGAAGUCAAUUCUACAUCAUACAUGUGUUGGCUGAGUGAAGGUUGUGCAGGGAAAUGGGCCUCAAUAAGAUGCAUAAUGAUUGACCUAUGUGGAUUGAUGUUGUUCCAAUUUUUGCAACAAUCCAAUCAUUUUGUAAAAUAUAUUUAACUAGUUUUCUCAUUUAUUCAUACUUUAAUCGUUAAUGAAGGACACUGUCCAAAUUUGGGCACUUCUUUCAAAUUAAUGGUGCUCCUUACUUUUUAGGAGGCUUGAGACUUAUAGGAGAUUGAAUGGAUUUCAUCCAUGCUUGUUGUAUAUACGUAGGCUCUUUUCCUUUGAAAUUGUGCAGAUUUUUGGCAUAAGUAAAUAAUUUUGUUGUUAUUCUGUCUCAGUUGUUAUAGAGAAAUUUUUGAAUGUCCUAGUAAAACUCUUUUUCUUUUCUUUUUUAAAAAAAAUUUCAGUAGAAUUCAUGUUGAUGUUAAUGAAAAAAUUUGAAAACUGAUUUUUUUUCUCAUGUAAAUGUUGCUUAUUUCAUUCAUGUUCUAUUCAGAGUAAUUAUCCUAAAAUUGAUUUGAAUAGUGUCUCCCGUAGGUGAUAAAUACUGAAGAGCAACAGGUUUUUUCCUUUCUCUUUUUUCUUUUUUUCUUCCCUCGAAUUUCGAAAGCAGAAUCGUAAAUUCAGUUUUAAAUCAAGUUACAAAGAAGUCAUUGAACAUGAAAGUUUUAAGUCAUCAGUUUUGUAAUUCUUGAUUUAAGAGUUUGCUUUCUUUUUUAUCACCAACCUCUAUUACUUGUGAAACUAAAGUGAAGAUAUAAUUGAUUAGGUUGAAACUUUUGAGCAUUCAGUGUCCCAUGAUUAGACAGUAAGUUCUAUCUCCAUCUACUUUUUGUCUGCUGACAUUGGAGGUAAGGAGGGUUAAGUUUAACAAUGACACAUAGACGCAUUAUUCCAGAACUUCUUUUAACACAAAAUAUAUUAAAUACUUAAGCAGCAUUUUCCCACCUUUCAUUAAUUUGAUUGCUGAUUGAAUUUACAUGAGUUACUAGCUCAAAGUGGAAUCUUUCUGUCUCGUGUUAUCUAAAAAAUAAGGUUAUCAUCAUGAAUGAAUCUAAAUGUUGGACCGUUUUUACAAAUUCUAUGUGCCAUAAGAACUAUGUAGUUAUCCAUAUGGUUAUUUGGUUUUAGGGGAGUCAAAUAUUUUGAUUCUAUUCCUUACCUCUUCAAACAUAUUGCAGGAAUUUUACCAAGUCGAUAUUCAUCCUAGUUCUCGAAGGUAGUUACUGCUUUUGCCCUCUUACUGGAUUUUUUCCCCAGUCUUUUUCAUUCUGGUUCGGAGAUGUGUUAUUUUUGAUAAGUGUCUUCAUCUUAUCAUAUAAUUUACAUUUAUAACUACAUGCAUCCAAGUGUAGGGAUUCAUUUACUUAUCUAUUUAUUUUAGAAUGUAUGCCUUUAUUUAUUAUUACUUAUUACUAUUAUAUAACUAUCUUUGGAGCUUGUACUAUGUAAAAAGAAUCAAUUUCACACUGAACUACAGUAUAUUUCUUUUUUGAGAGUGGUCCAAAGGUCUGCCCAGAAGUUUGUAGUAAUUCUAAAAUUUCUGCCUGCUGUUAUGUUAAUUCAAUGGAACUUAUGCAAUGGGUUUUUUUAAAACUCUGUAUCUGUCAGAAAACCUUGAAUAUUGUAACAGGAUGCAGUAACAGUAAUUUUUUUUAUUUUUAUUUUUGCAUUAAAAGUCUUGAGUCAAGGAACACAUGAAAAUGAAUGAGUAAAAUUCUCAAGAGAAUACUUCUCUCCGAUUUUAUUUAAUGAAACUCUCUCACGUCAGUCCUCUUAAUGUCAUAAAUUAAAGCUCUAAGCAUUUGGCGGUUCAGUGUAAUGAUUUUGAGGUAUUCAAGCUUAGGUUUUACAGGCCUCAGUUUGAUAGCUGUGCACGGAUCCUUUUCUUUGGAAAACGUUUGGGGAUUUCAUCAGAAGUCACCCAUCAAGAGAAUUUUUUCUGAAUGGAGGAGCGAGAUUAUUAUUGUAAAGUAAUCAUUGUUUCCAGGGUUAAUCUUUGUAGUUGAAUAGUUUGGAAAGCUUUCCAUGCAGAACAGUUUUUUCAUGUUAAAAUUGCUGCUCAAAUGACCAGAAGUAAUCAUAGUUUUUUGUAGAUAUUCACAAUUUGAAAAGUUUAGUAAAAUUAUUUAGUUUGUUCGAAAAAUCUGGAGAUUUAAUUGUGACAGCUAGUUUCUAUGAGAAUAAGGCGGCAGCACGACGCACAUAUUGCUUCAUCCCAUAUUGUGUCAGCCCCAUCUUGUUAAAAUGUCAUUUAAUUUAGAUCUGUGCGUAUUUGCUUUGAUGUAAAGAGGUGUAUUCAUUUUUUAUUAUUCUUUUAUUGCCACUUCCUGUAUUUUCUCUAUAAAAUACUUUGACCACUGUACUAUUCAUUAUAAUGGUCUAAUAAUGCUUAUACACUGUCGUUCCAUGUUAUCGAAGAAAUGCCGCUUCUGCUAAUUCUUUUAAGGAAUUUGUUUUUAAGUACCAAGUUCCAAUUUUCACAUCCUUGUUCUUUGUUACGUUUUAUUGAAGAAGUCAAGCCUAAAUUAUUGUGAAGGAAGUCUUUUGAACUAGUGCAAAUUGUGUAAAAAUUCAACAGUAACAAAUUGUAUUUAAAUUUUUGACCUUUUUAAAACAGACUUAAGUAAGUUGCCCCUGCUUCUUUUUUGCUGAUGUAAAUUUUUACCUUCAAUUGCCGAAUAGGUAGAUUUUCAUUGAGGCUAAGAGGCGCCUAAAUAAAGCUGCAUUUAUUUUCUCUGCAAGCUCCUUAAUUUUUGUAAUCUGAUAUUAUCUUCAAUUCUUUAUAAUAUGUGAUACUAUGACUACGAUUUGUAUUUUAAUGUCUAUGAAUGUAUAUACACCCCCAGAUUGUCUGUCAGCUAUAAGUGAAGGGCGAACAUUUGCCCUAUUACGUUUAAAUCCAGUACCUUAAUCAUUUUAGUAUAUAUACUAACUAAUCUUUAGUCAACAAAUUUUUAUCUUGAAUGCUCUAUUAAAGUGGAUCAUAUUGAUUUUUCAUCAUA